Molecule: messenger RNA, 1435 nt
Organism: Anneissia japonica
Lineage: Eukaryota; Metazoa; Echinodermata; Crinoidea; Comatulida; Comatulidae
Product: ribonuclease H2 subunit B-like
Exons: 9
Coding region: 175-1080 (301 amino acids)
Biological process (GO): ribonucleotide metabolic process; RNA catabolic process
Cellular component (GO): nucleoplasm; ribonuclease H2 complex
Source: RefSeq, a predicted model, not a curated record
GCAAUCGUCAUGACGUUAUGUGGUAUGGUCAUGAUGUUAUGUGGUUUGGUCAUGAUUUUAUGGUCAUACUGUACUGUAUUUGACUAGUCGUUUCGGGCCGUAAAACUAUUCUUUCCGAUUUUACAACACACCUAGCGCGCGAAAAAAAAUGAAAAACAAAUUACCUUUUCCAACAUGACUUCAAAAUCAGAUUCUUCAAAUAAGGAUAUAUCACAAUGGGUUGCAUUUUUACCCAAAUGUGAGGUAACAGGGUCAGGUGAAGGGGAACGACCUGUGUUUAUCAAACUGCGACAUCCAAAAACUGAUAAGUGUGCAUUGUUUCUGGUUGGCAAUGACGGAUACAAGAUCUAUGAAUUGUUAGCAUUGAAGGAGAAGUACAGAUCAUGGUUUAUUGGAGACACAGUUCAAAGAGAUGGAAGUCUGCGAAUAACAACAUCAGUGGAUCCAUUGUUCUUGUUGCUUCCAUACCUGAUAAAGGCAGCAGAGAAUGGCAUGUACAUGACUCUAGACCAAUUAGUUGAUGACAAACAGUUCCCACAAUGCACUAGACUUUUAAAAUGUUGUGAAAAGUGUGACAUUAGCCAAGUAUCAGACUGUAAAGGAAGUGUCGAGUUCACAGCCUACCGAUACAGCGAAGACAAGACCAUUACAUGGCUGAAAGCGAAAGUUGAACAAGUAGCCACAAAGCUGGAGGAGAAGAGUAUCCAUGUGACAGGUGGUGCACAAUCAGCGACCUUCGUUAGGAGUAGCAAGGGAAAUGGAGCUUCAAAAGAAGACUACAUGAGGUAUGCUGUUGGGCUAGUCGGUGAUUACCUUCAAGUACCAUUAGCUCAGAAGCUAGCCAAGCAACUUGGCAUUGAAGAAAAGGUGGUGAGCCCUAAAAGUAGCGAGCCUGCUGCUAAGAAGAUCAAACUAUCAAAGGAUCUUCCAGAGGCUACGGAAGAUUAUAGCAAGUACUUCACAGAAAAGUCCUCAAAAACAAAGCCAAGCAAAUUAUCAGCUCAACAGAAAGGUCUUCAAAAGGUGGAUAAAUCGGGAAUGAAAAGCAUAUCCAGCUUCUUUCGCAAGUCUACCAAAUGAUCAUAUUUAUAUCAAUGUUUGAACUUUGAACUCAAGAGUGUUUCCAUCCAACAGUGCAGUAGUUAAUUAGAUGUGACACAUUCCAGUAUUUAACAAUAUAUUAAUUGACUUUUCACAAACCAAAGGUUGAAAGCUACUUUAAAAAUGUUAGAAAAUUCAUGACAGGGCAAAAUUAGCAUUGUUAAACAACUUUACAUUAUUCAAAUAUGGCAAUACUCUUGACAUUGAUUUGAAGAUUAUAAUGAUUAUGAUUAUGAUAAUAAGAUAAUAAUGACAACACCUGCAACUGUAAACAUGUUGACUGUUUUCUAGUUUAAAUGCAGAAUAAACUUGUAGGCCUACACCAACCCUACAA